Messenger RNA from Anopheles stephensi (Asian malaria mosquito), 4972 nucleotides. RefSeq names its product transcriptional regulator ATRX homolog. Bases 331 to 4812 code for a protein of 1493 amino acids. Gene Ontology annotation, cellular component: nucleus. The record is from RefSeq and is a predicted model, not a curated record. The transcript is spliced from 14 exons. Lineage: Eukaryota; Metazoa; Arthropoda; Insecta; Diptera; Culicidae. Gene Ontology annotation, molecular function: ATP binding; ATP hydrolysis activity; ATP-dependent chromatin remodeler activity.
AUGCUGGAGUUGGAAAAAAAAUUGACAGAUGCUUGACUACCGCGCUCUCGGUCCGUUUUCGUUGUAGUUUUCCCUGCCUGUCUGCUAGCCGAUUGGCCGCGCCGAUUUCCGACGGAGGGAAAAAAGUGCAAUCGAAAACGCCACAGUUCGAUCUUUUCAGUGGCGAGAUUCGCGAGUGCGGUGAAAUGCGAUAUUUCUAGUUGUAACAAUCGCAGCUGAUGAACGCUGAACCAGAACCAAAGCAGCCGGUGGUAGAACGCGGGUAGAUGUGUUGUGCGCGUACUACCAGUGACCGAGCGUUUAGCUACAGAGGGCUGGCGGCGACUGAGAAUGAAAAAAAGCUCCAAUAAAAGGGACAAGCGCAAACAGCAGCCGACCGUUCCUCGCAGCCAACGAAACCGGGACGAUAGUGGAGCUGAUGUGGACUAUGAAAAUGAUAGAAUGCAUGUGAAGAAAGACUCGUUCGAUACGGUAAAAUCCAGCUCGAAAGUGAAAUCUGGUGAUAAUCCAACGCCUGCUGGGCUGCUGGAAAACGGGGCAUCAAUCGGUAGUGGCAGUGAACCGGCUGUGGUGGCGGAGAGCACAUCGCCCGUUGCCGUCGAGGAAAAGGGUAGCUGCUCCCCGACUGGCCGAGUGGAUUCGCCGGAGUUGGAAACCAAACAAACGAUUCGAUUGGUGUCGCUCGAUAAGUUGCUCCGGCCGAGUUUAGUCGGAAUAGCGGCAAACGGGGAGGACGCCAGUGGCAAAGCGAGCAAAGCGCAGGGAAAACCAUCGCUCGGCGAGAAGGAUAAGAGUGUUAGCAUUAUCGAGCUGAGCGACGAUUCGGACGAGGACGUCAUACAGCAGUUUGUUGUUCAAAAGCAAUCCAACCGACUGGAAGAUGGUGUUGAAGUAGUAGGUACAAGCACUAAAUCGCCGGUUAGAAGCACGAGCGCAAAAGGCACACCAGCAAACGGUGGUUUUGCUGCUACACCCAGCAUGAAAGAGCUGAGCAUCGUUGUGAAACGCUUGCCGACGAAUUUAACUGCUUUGAAGACGGCGUUCGGAUUGAGCGAAAUCCGGGACCAGUACAAUCGUAUCAUCGAAUCGUUUGUGUCCACCACUCGGACCGGAAGCUCGGAUCGGAAGCUCACCGCAAACGAUACAGCGAAGAAAGCAACAAAUAUGGCCAAUGACCAAGAGCAGGAGCAGAAGCAGCAGAAAAGCAAAGCCGGUAACAGCAAGCGGGAGAAACAGCAGCAGCAGCAGAAGCAGCAAGAGAACGGUUCGGACGGUAACGGGCAAUCCGAAGAGGAAGAAACCAUUCGAAAUGAUAGCGAAUCGGACGCACCGAUCGGCAGGAUGCGCAACAAAACGAAAAGCACCAUUCCAAACGAGCGAAAGAAUAAUAGAAAUACGCGCAAGCGACGCGCAGUAAGCGAUAGCGAGGAGGACAAAGGUACAGGGAAACCAUCGGUGACCACCACGAACGGUGGUGAUUCGAACGAGCAAAGCGAGGCAAGCGGUAGCGACCAGGAGUUUACUAAAAGUAACACCGCUACCGGUAGAAACCGGCGAGCAGCGGAACGGUCGAAACGAGCAGCCACCACCUCCAAGGCGGCAGCUUCGGACGAUGGCAGUGGCGAUUCGGAUGACGGGAAGAAGGCGAAAGCGGACUUUCAACCACGCAAGAAGCGCACCAGAAUACGGCGCAACUCAUCAUCCUCCGACGACGAUGGCAGACCCGCAAAGAGGAAACGAGGUCGUCGGUUGCAGAAAAAGAAAAAAUCCGACGGUGAGAGUGAUGCCGAUUCGCCCAACAAAGGCCGCAAGAACAUACGCAAGCUGCUCAGAAAGGGAGAUCUGGAGGAGACGACCAAAAACGCGGAGCAGGAAGAGCGCGAACGGAAGCAGCGCAUUGCGGAACGGCAAAAGCUGUACAAUCAGGUGUACGACGAGAAGCCGGAAGUGGCGACCACGCUCGACCAGCUGGUGCUUGACUUUGACGAGGAAACGAAGGAACCCUUGCUCGAGGUGGACAAAAAGUUGGUGAAGCUGCUGAAACCGCACCAGGCGAAUGGCAUUAAGUUUAUGUUUGACGCCUGCUUCGAAAGCCUCGAGCAGAUGAAAGAAAGCAAGGGUUGCGGCUGCAUACUGGCCCACUGUAUGGGGCUGGGUAAAUCGUUGCAGGUGGUAACACUUACCCACACACUGCUCGCCAACGCCGAUCUGACCGGUGUGGAGCGUGUCCUGAUCGUGUGCCCACUGUCGACGGUGCUAAACUGGGCGAACGAGUACCACAUGUGGAUGAAGCACGUCCAAAAAGGCACCGAGGUUGAGGUUUACGAAAUAUCAAAGUACAAGGAUAACGUGACGCGUGCCAACAAGCUUAUGGAAUGGCACAACGAGGGCGGUGUGAUGAUCAUGGGCUACGAUAUGUUUCGCAACCUGGCCAACCCGACCGCCACACGCAUCCGCAAGAAGGUGCGCGAAUCGUUACAGACGUCCCUGAUCGAUCCGGGACCGGAGCUGAUCGUCUGCGAUGAAGGCCACUUGCUGAAGAACGAGAAAACGUCCCUGUCGCAGGCCGUCAACCGGAUCAGCACGAUGCGACGGAUCGUGCUGACCGGUACACCCAUACAGAACAAUAUGAAAGAAUAUUACUGCAUGGUGCAGUUUGUAAAGCCCAAGCUGCUCGGCACCUACAACGAGUACAUGAACCGGUUCGUGAACCCCAUCACGAACGGCCAGUACACCGAUUCGACGCCGUACGACAUCCAGCUGAUGCGGAAGCGGGCGCACGUGCUGCACAAGCUGCUGGAUGGUUGCGUACAGCGCCGAGACUAUUCAGUAUUAGCACCGUUCCUACCGCCGAAGCUAGAAUUUGUGGUAUCGAUCAAGCUGACCCCGGUACAGAGCACCCUUUACAAGUACUAUAUGGAAAACUUGGCCGGCAAACGACUAGCGGACGAUCCGAUGCAAAAGCGCUCGUCAAUGCUGUUUAACGACUUUCAGAACCUCCAGCGAAUAUGGACCCAUCCACGCGUGCUACGGUACAACAGUGAUCGGUACGAAAUCCGGCAGCAGCGCAAGCGCGAUCUGGACAGCGAAAAUGAAUCGGCCGGCUCGAUGAAGGAUUUCAUCGACGAUGUGUCGGACGAGGAGAGUGCUGAGUCGACGCCCGCCAGCUCCGACGACGACGAUUCGGACGUGAAGUCCGUGCACGAUGACAACAGCAAAAGCUCGGGUGAAUCUUCCGAAAGCAAGCAGAAGGUUGGUCGCACUCGCAGCACACGGAACAAUCCCGGGGCAGGCGUGUUGGAGGACGAUGUUGUGAUUGAGAAGCCAGAAAAUCCUACCGAAUGGUGGAUGCAGAUGUGCCCCGAAACGGAGCUAGACAAGCUCGAGCACUCGGGCAAGCUGAUCGUGCUGAUGGAAAUUCUGAAAGAGUGCGAAGCAAUCGGUGACAAGCUGCUGGUGUUUUCACAGUCCCUGUACUCGUUGGACGUGAUAGAACACUUUCUCGCUUUGCUGGAUGAAAAUAUGCAGAAAAGCGAGGAGGAGCGGGACGAGCAGCUGAGCAAGUAUCCGGCAUCGUGGUCGAUGGGAUUGGAUUACUUCCGCCUGGACGGAUCCACGUCGAUCGAUAACCGGAACGAUGCGUGCAAGGUGUUUAACGACGAGAACAACACACGAGCAAGAUUGUUCCUGAUUUCGACGCGUGCCGGUGGGUUGGGAAUAAAUCUGGUGGCCGCCAAUCGGGUCGUCAUCUUUGACGUGUCCUGGAAUCCAUCGCACGACAUUCAAAGCAUAUUCCGCGUGUAUCGAUUCGGCCAAAAUAAACCCUGCUACAUCUAUCGGUUCAUUGCAAUGGGUACGAUGGAGGAAAAAAUCUACGAACGGCAGGUUACGAAGCAAGCGAUCUCGAAGCGUGUCAUAGACGAGCAGCAGAUCGAUCGGCACUACAAGGAGAACGACCUGCAGGAGCUGUACCGGUACGAGGUGGAGCCGGGCGAACCGCGCCCGGUGCCUAACCUGCCGAAGGACCGGCUGUUUGCCGAGUUGCUGCAACGGUUCGAUCCGCUCAUCUACAAGUACCACGAGCACGAUUCGCUGCUCGAGAACAAGGAGGAGGAAACGCUCAACGAGGAGGAACGGAAGGCAGCGUGGGAAGAGUUCGAGCUGGAAAAGAAUCGGCCACCACCGUUGCCGUAUGUCGGUGGUACGUUCGGGUUGGGUGUUGGUGGAAUGGCUGGCAGAGGAGUGAACGGUCCAGUUACAUCCAGCACAACGUACGGCUUCCGGAACGAUGUACUGUUGAAGCUGCUCAACCUGAAGGCGCGGGAAGAUAAUCCGACCUUUAACGAUGCGACCAUUAACGCCAUGAUACCGUACAUGAUGCAGCAGCUAACGAUGGAAAUGAAGGAGGGAGAGCUGACGAUGUAUAGACGGCUUUGGGAUUUGUACUAUAAGCUCGAAGUCCCAGCUACGGCUGCAUCGCAACCGUAUGCAGCGGCCUACAACGCGCUGCAGCCCGGAAUGGCAGUAGGACCGAUGCCGCCGCAGCAGCCGAUGAUGGCGAAUGUGAUGGGAGCUGGCCCAAACGUCCCCUACCAGAUGAAUCCCAAUCAAACAGGCGUAAGACCGGCAUUUCCGCCACAGUUUCCGAUACCGCAGCAAGAGCCCGGAAUCAGUGGAAUGCAUAGAUCCGGGAAUCCGGUCGGUGUUUCCAGUAUCGUUCCCGGCCCGGCCAUUGCCGGUGCUGGCACUGUUGUGCCAAUCGCCAAUCGAGGCCCUGUCACAAUCGACCCCAACGUAGUUGAGCUCGAUUAGUAAUGGCACAUACUGGAUCUUCUCACUUCGAAUAUCAAAUACAUCGCGGUUUAGGAGCAAACUAGGAUGCAACAGGUAGCUACGUAAGAACGUACAUGGUGAAAUUAGAUUUUAUUCACAACACAUCUUAGCUGUUUAAAUAAAGACAUUUUCUAUUCCU